Scheffersomyces stipitis CBS 6054 is the source of this 2508-nucleotide messenger RNA. It is a transcript of the gene CHL1, whose product is annotated as YPL008W (CHL1)-like protein. NCBI's taxonomy places the organism in Eukaryota, Fungi, Ascomycota, Pichiomycetes, Serinales, Debaryomycetaceae. Gene Ontology annotation, cellular component: nucleus. Gene Ontology annotation, molecular function: DNA helicase activity; hydrolase activity, acting on acid anhydrides, in phosphorus-containing anhydrides; DNA binding. The transcript has a single exon. The coding region runs from base 1 to 2508 and encodes 835 amino acids. The record is from RefSeq and is a predicted model, not a curated record. Gene Ontology annotation, biological process: nucleobase-containing compound metabolic process; establishment of sister chromatid cohesion.
AUGGAAACUUCGAUAUGUUCGCCAGAAAACCGAUAUAGUCACCCCUACAAGCCGUAUGACAUUCAGAUACAACUUAUGGAUGCCAUUUACGACACCAUCGACAACGGUUACAAAAUCGGACUCUUUGAGAGUCCUACUGGGACAGGCAAAACCUUAUCUAUUAUUUGCUCUACCAUGACGUGGCUCCGCGAUUACAAGCGGGAGAAUGUAUUUCAACCUAUGGCUGGUUUAGAUGGAAGUGAUACAGAUGAUCUGGAUUCAGACGAUGAGCCAGAGUGGGUCAAGAAAGCAUAUAGAGAUACGAUAGUUCUGAGAUCAGAGAACAAGAUGGUAGAUUACGAAAUGUACCUUGAAAAGAUCCAGAACGAGUACGAGAACAACAUACAAACUGCUGGAAGUAUUAAAAGCAGCCGACCACCUAAGAAAAAGAGGUCUACUGCAAAGAAACAAGAGCUCCACGAUGAAGACUUCUUGCCCGAAGACUACUAUAGUGAUUCCGAAGUUAAGCCGAAUGCUGAUAAGCUCACAGUUCUUGAGUCUGAAAUUUCGCAAUUGUUAGACAAAGUGAAUGGAAGGACGGAUGAGAUUGAGAUGACUAACGAUUGCCCUGUAAAUAUAUACUUUUCCUCGAGAACUCAUUCGCAACUUAACCAAUUUGCUCAUCAAUUGGCAUUAACUAAAUUUCAAUCAUCGUUUAAAGGAGUAGAAGAAAGAACAAAGUACUUGCCUAUUGGUUCUAGAAAGCAACUUUGUAUCAACGAAAAAGUCAAGAGCUUCUCGAAAAACGAUCUGAACAUAAAUGAUGUCUGUGUAGACCUCCAGAAAUCCAAGGAAGGAUGCCAAUUUCUUCCCAAGGACUACCUAAAUUCGUCUUUAACGAAAAAGCUUUCGGAUCUCAGUUUGUCUAAGAUCCAUGACAUUGAAGAAAUCGCAGACUUAGGUUCAAAUAUGAAGGUAUGUCCCUACUAUCUGGUCAGAAAGGGAGUGGAAAUGACAGAGAUAAUAUCGUUGCCGUACCAGAUUCUACUUCUGGAGUCUACGAGAGCCAUUCUCAACUUGCAAAUCGAAGAUUCCAUAGUUGUAAUCGAUGAAGCACACAACUUGAUGGAUACAAUCACGUCGAUGCACUCAGUAUGUAUCACUAUUGGCGAAAUGAAUAGCAUUAUCAAAGCUCUUAAAUUCUACCUCGGCAGGUUUCUUAAGAAGUUGAACAGUGGGAACAGAAUUCACUUGAUGAAGCUCAUCAAACUCUGCCAGUUGGUGAUUUCAUUUAUUCAGAAACUGGAGAAAUGCAACAAUAUCAAGGUUGGAAACGAAAUCAAUACAAGCGAUAUCUACCAGAACUCCACAGGAGAUAUGUUGAAUAUCCACAUCUUGGAAGCGUUCCUUGCGAAAUCAAAAAUAGCAUACAAGAUUGAAUCGUACAUGGAAAAGGUUGCUGAAAAUGAAAACGAACAAGCGAAAACUAGUAGCUCUAAUCCGCUUUUAUACAAAAUUGUUCAAUUCUUGAAGUGUUUGGUCAACCCUUCCAAGGAAGGGAAGUUCUUCUGGGACUCAACCAACGGCAUUACAUCCAUCAAAUACAUGCUUUUGGACCCUAGUUCUGUGUUCAAGGAUAUAGUUUCCAAGGCCCGCUGCGUGAUACUAUGUGGGGGUACUAUGGAACCAAUGUCAGAAUUCAAGAACUUCUUGUUUCCAUAUGUUGAAGACAAGAAAAUCAAAUCCUUCAGUUGUAAUCAUAUUAUACCACCUGACAAUUUGAAAGUGUAUCCUGUAUCUUCUCAAAACAAUGUUACUUUAGAAUUCCUGUUUGACAAUAGAAACAACCCGUUGAUGAUCGAGGCUCUCGGAGCUUCGAUCGUUCGUAUCUGCCAACUGGUACCGGAUGGAGUUGUGGUUUUCUUUCCAAGUUACAAGUAUAUGAAUCACAUAUUGUCGAUUUGGAAGUCUACAGAUGUAUUGACUCAGAUAGAGUCACAGAAGAAACUCUUUGAAGAGCCUACAAGUGCAUCACAAGUCCAGACAAUUCUAGCAGACUAUGCGAACACAAUUAAAGAAGAGAAAAAGGGUGCAAUUCUAUUCUCAGUUGUGGGGGGAAAGAUGUCAGAAGGGAUCAAUUUUGCAGAUGAACUAGGAAGAGCAGUAGUGAUGGUGGGGUUACCAUAUCCAAACGCUUAUUCUGGAGAAAUUAUCGCCAAGAGGAAAUUUAUAGAAUCAGAAGCAAUUGCAAGAGGCUGCUCCAUGCUGGAAGCACAGAGAAACUCACAAAGCUAUUAUGAAAACUUGUGUAUGAGGGCAGUGAACCAAAGUAUAGGAAGAAGCAUUAGACAUAUCAACGAUUACUCAAUCAUAUAUCUCGUUGAUUGUCGAUAUCAGUCGUCUAGGAUUCAGAAUAAACUCAGUUCCUGGGUUAGGAAAAGAAUAGAAACAAGGAACUAUAACAUGGAUCAGAUCAUGGAAGAGACAAGAGACUUCUUCAUGUGCAAAACCAUUGCGAGACUUGCCUGA